GCAGGACUGGGGGGAUACCCCCCAACCAGCAGAGUGCGGCUCGCUUGGGGGGUCUCAGCACCUUUCCAGCCUCUGCUGUGAGCGGCAAUGGAGACCGGUCGUGUCCUGGGAGCUGGGGCCGUGCUGGUGGCACUGGUGGUGCUGGGAGCCCACCCGGCUCAUGGCGAGAAGACCUCAGCGGUUUUCCAGUAUUGCUUUGUGGCCGAGUGUCAGUACCUCAACGGCACCGAGCGGGUGAGGUUUCUGGAGAGGCACAGCUACAACCGGGAGCAGUGGGUGCACUUUGACAGCGAUGUGGGGCGCUAUGUGGGCGACACCCCCCUGGGCGAGGCCACAGCCAAGUACGGGAACAGCCAGCCAGAAAUACUGGAAAAUGCACAGGCUGCAGUGGACGCGUUCUGCCGACACAACUACGGGGUGUUGAGGUCUUUCACCGUGGAGAGGAGAGUUCGGCCCGAGUUGAGCGUCUUCCCCAUGCAGUCGAGCUCCCUGCCCCAGACCAACAGGCUGGUUUGCUCCGUGACGGGAUUUUACCCCGCCGAGAUCGAGGUGAAGUGGUACAAGAACGGGCAGGAGGAGACGGAGCGCGUGGUGUCCACGGACGUGAUCCAGAACGGAGACUGGACCUACCAGGUGCUGGUGAUGCUGGAGACCGUCCCGCAGCGCGGGGACACCUACAUGUGCCAGGUGGAGCACGCCAGCCUGCAGCACCCCCUCACCCAGCACUGGGAGCUGCAGUCGGACGCCGGCAGGAGCAAGAUGCUGACGGGGGUGGGGGGCUUCGUGCUGGGGCUCAUCUUCCUGGCGCUGGGGCUCUUCCUCUACAUGCGCAAGAAGGGUGCCCCGUUCCCCCAGCUGCAGGGCUCCUGAGCGAACUCCUGCGCACCGGCUCUGCCACCACCGCUCGUCCUCUGCCCCCCGCCCAGCGUCACCUCAUCCCGGAGCCCCCCGUCCCCGCGCUGAUCCCUGGCAUCACCCCCUCUCUCCCGUCCCAGCUCAGCUUCGCUGUUGCUGCUCUGCAGCCCCCAGGGCCCCAGGGCCCCACGACGGUUGCCCUUGGCCGCUCUGGCUCUGCCUAAUAAAGCGUCCCGGGCCCC
Messenger RNA from Grus americana (Whooping crane), 1097 nucleotides. Its product is annotated as class II histocompatibility antigen, B-L beta chain-like. Bases 88 to 870 code for a protein of 260 amino acids. Gene Ontology annotation, biological process: antigen processing and presentation of exogenous peptide antigen via MHC class II; peptide antigen assembly with MHC class II protein complex; positive regulation of T cell activation. The transcript has 6 exons. Lineage: Eukaryota; Metazoa; Chordata; Aves; Gruiformes; Gruidae. Gene Ontology annotation, molecular function: MHC class II protein complex binding. Gene Ontology annotation, cellular component: membrane; MHC class II protein complex. The record is from RefSeq and is a predicted model, not a curated record.